UAGUGUAGUGUAGUGUUAGCUGCAGCUUCAGCCCAUAUUCACUAUUUUGCAGGCAUACAGUUUUAGAGUAAAGAAACACAUGAGUCCUUGGAAUAAUUGCUAAUUUAACUUUCUUUUUUUUUUUAACAAAAUUCAAAAUGAAUAAGGUUUCAGCUCUGCAAAAAAAGAAAAGAAAAGAUUUUAUACCUUACUUUCUAGGAUUUGUAAUAUUUUUAUAUUGCACCGUCCAUCUUGUAUCAUUUACAGCUCAAACUGCUCAGGAAACCCACUCUACCAGGGUUCGUCGGGCUCUUGAGAACGAGACAGAAUGUGUCUCACCACAGUCCUCUGAGUUUCCUGAGGGCUUUUUCACGGUGCAGGAGAGGAAGGAUGGAGGGCUAGUUAUAUAUUUCAUGAUUAUUUUCUACAUGUUUCUGGCUGUAGCAAUAAUCUGCGACGAUUACUUCUUGCCUUCCUUAGAAGUGAUCAGUGAACGUCUGGGACUGUCUCAGGAUGUAGCAGGAGCCACCUUUAUGGCAGCUGGGAGUUCUGCACCUGAACUGGUCACAGCCUUUCUGGGUGUGUUUGUGACAAAGGGAGACAUCGGGGUCAGCACCAUCGUGGGAUCAGCGGUCUACAACCUGCUAGGAAUUUGUGCGGCAUGUGGACUCUUGGCCUCUAUGGCCGGACGCCUCACCUGUUGGCCACUGUUCAGAGACUGCCUGGCAUAUGCCAUCAGUGUUUCUGCUGUUAUUGCCAUCAUUUCUGAUAACAAGGUGUACUGGUACGACGCUGCCUGCCUGCUGUUGGUCUAUGGUGUCUACAUCGUGGUUCUGUGCUUUGACCUGCGCAUCAGCGAGUUUGUCCUGAGGAAGCUGAGCCCCUGCUGCACCUGUCUGGGCCACGGAUCAGCUGAGAAGACUGAGACACAUACUCUGCUGGGCUGGAGUAAAGACACCACUCUGCAUGUCCACAAUCGCUCCAGAACUGACAGCGGGAUCUUCCAUGACGACUCGGGAUACUCCAACUUGUCCCUCAGUCUGCAUGGCCUCAAUGAGAUUCCAGAAGCAGAGCAUAAAAGCGUGUUUGCUGUGCCGGAGAGCGACCUGAAGCGGAUUUUCUGGGUUUUGUCUUUGCCCCUCAUCACUCUGCUCUUCCUGACCAUCCCUGACUGCAGGAGGAGGUUCUGGAAGGGAUGGUUUAUGAUAACCUUCCUCAUGUCAGCUGUCUGGAUCUCAGGUUUCACAUACAUUCUGGUCUGGAUGGUCACUAUUGUCGGAGAGACCCUUGGCAUUCCUGAUACAGUUAUGGGACUCACUCUGCUUGCUGCUGGGACCAGUAUACCUGACACCAUAGCCAGUGUAAUGGUAGCCAGAGAAGGGAAAGCUGACAUGGCCAUGUCCAACAUUGUGGGCUCUAAUGUUUUUGAUAUGUUGUGCCUGGGCCUGCCCUGGUUCAUCAAGACUGCCUUUGUGGAUACCAACAACCCUGUAGAGGUCAACAGCAGCGGACUGCUCUUCAUUUCCUUCACGCUGCUACUUUCCAUCAUCUUCCUCUUUGUAGCUGUUCACAUUAACGGAUGGAAGCUGGACUGGAAGUUGGGAAUCGUUUGUCUUUUCUGCUAUAUCCUGUUUGCCACUCUGGCCAUCCUGUACGAGCUGGGGAUUAUUGGGAAUAAUCCCAUCAAACUGUGUGGUGACUGAGAUCUGAUCUCCCCAAAACUGAAGCCAUAUUUAAUUACAGACUCAAACAUUCCAGAAACAAAACUAAUUUGAAGCAUGGUCACAUACUUUCAAAGAUAUUGUGACAUGGAAGACGUGUGCUGGUCACAUCUCAAGAAGAGGAUGAUCUCCAGUAAUAAUAUAAUGUAUUUUUAGCUAAAGGUGGAUGUGUGCCAAAGAUCAUUCUGUUGUGUGAGCCUGUCCGAUCCAGACCUGCCUUAUCAUACAAGGACCUGUUGUCACGUUCUGAGAAGUCUUCUCUUACUCAAAGCCCAUAAACAGAAAAGAGGCUGCACAGGAGUGACAGCUGAGUUCAAAAGAAUCCACAACUGACCACAGUCAAGAAAUAAAAGUAUUAACUAAACUCAUUUAGCCCUGUCCUUCUUUUUUAAGUGGGCGAGAUAAACAAAGAGGCAACAUCUACACAACUCUGAUAAGCUUUUAUGAGCAAGCCUUUAUUAUCAACAAACCUUCCACUUGCCUUAGAUUAACUAAAAAAGAAAACUACCAUUAUCUAAGUUUUUAUCAGUUGUGUUUCCAGCUAACCUACAAAGCCCACAUGUACUUUAGACACUGAUUUAAACUGUGUAACAAUUGCAAUAUAAUCAAAAGUGACUUCUAUUCUACUGAAGCACCUAUCAUGGAUAUCUGGGAAUUGGAAUAGCUUCCUGUGAUUAGUGUUGGUAUUCACGCCUGAUAUAAUCCAUGCCCAUUCUGUUCUCACCUUAUUCCAGUAGCUGCCUUUGUGAUUACUGUGGCAUUUCCCCACUGCAUGGCAGUGUUGAGCAGAUUCAGGUUCAUUUUACAGCUGUAAAGAAUUUAGAGACUUUGAUCUCAGGAGAUUUUACAACCACCAGGUUUAAAAAUUAAAAAGUUUAUUUGUUCAAGUAACUGCCUGAAAUUAAAAAGGGUUUACAAAACAAAUACUAGAGCUAUGUAGUAUAUAUAAACAAAACAAAAGUGGCCACAUGGAGAUAUAAAGUAAUUGUGUUUUUAAAACAAAACAAAAAGAUCAUUGGCAAGGGGGCUGAAUGUGGAAGUGUGUUAGCGGACUUCUACAAAAGCUUUAUGCGUUGCGGUCGAUACGGACGUCCACCUCUCGGCCGUUGAUCUUGGUUCCGUUCAUCAACCUGCAGGCCUUCUCGGCGCUCUCUGGAGAGUCGAACCUCACCGUCCCACAGCCCUUUGACUUUCCAUUCUCCAUCUUGAUCUCUGCGAACAUUACCUGGCCUGCAGUAAAAAUACAAGUUAUUAUGAAAUCCA
Molecule: messenger RNA, 2963 nt
Organism: Gymnodraco acuticeps
Lineage: Eukaryota; Metazoa; Chordata; Actinopteri; Perciformes; Bathydraconidae
Gene: slc24a5
Product: solute carrier family 24 member 5
Exons: 9
Coding region: 138-1682 (514 amino acids)
Biological process (GO): calcium ion transmembrane transport; melanocyte differentiation; intracellular calcium ion homeostasis
Cellular component (GO): membrane
Molecular function (GO): calcium channel activity; calcium, potassium:sodium antiporter activity
Source: RefSeq, a predicted model, not a curated record